AGUAUUAUUUGCAAUGAGUUAUAGCAAACGUGCAUAUAAAAUUAAUGAAACAUUCAAAUUUAUAUUUAGUGUGCAUAUGUUUUCUUUUCAAUUCUUUUCGUUUUAUUUUUAAAAUAAAUAUACAAUAUGGCAAGCAAAGAUAAAACCAAGCUGGAGAAGACACCAGGAGCAGAUUUGGGAAAGCAUUACGAACGACAUGUGUUUGCACUAAUUACAUUGAAAUGUCUGUUGCAUUCUGGUAUCAAGAACUUCUGGAUUGCUUCAAAUUUAGCGAUUUUGGGCGUAUACGAUGAUAUUAUAAUAAAUAUAACAUACCAAGAUGGUAAAAAAGAGCUAUUUUUAAUACAAGUUAAAACAAUAGAAAAGCCCGAUCGUCCUAUAGUUGCCGAGAGCUUUCUUUCCAAAGAUAAAGAAUGUGGAACGCUGCUGAAAAAAUUUGAGAAGGAUUAUUUGAACAUUACGACAAGUGAAAAAAUUAAAUCUCUUAUCGACUAUACCGAAAACAGUAGAAUAUUUUUUAUUCAUCUGAAUAAUUAUCAACUUGAACUAGCUCAAAAAAUAGAAAAGCUAGAGUUUGAGAAGCGAAAUAUUGAAGAUUUUAGAGAUUUUAUAACAAGUGUAAAUUCUGAAUUAUUUUCUGUCUUUAAAUUGAUUGAUAAAACUGGUGAAUUUGAUGAACAAUUCUUAAGCAGCUUUUACUUGUAUCCAUAUCAAGUAGAAGUAGGUUGUAUAAAAGAACAAAUUCAAGAAAUAUUGAGUGGAAGAAAGGAGUCUACGAUAGGAGAUGCCUAUAUUCAUAACUUUUACAGUUAUUCUUCCUCUGGUAAUUUUGUACCAAAAAUUUAUAUGCUAGAUAUAAAGGUACUAUUAUUAAAAUCAUUCGAUGAAUUUGGAGCGUUUACUCCACCUUCAGAUAUAGUAUUUGCAAAACCAAAAAUUUUGGAAACUUUUAGCAACUUUUCCUUUUCUGUUAUAUUUGAAUUAGAGUCUGAACGUAUUAUUUGGUCACAAAUUAUGCAUCAACUAAAAGAGUAUUUUACAUUAAAUAUGGAUGAUAAUAAACUAUUUGACUAUUGGGAAAAACCUUUAUCAGAUGAAGUACAAGAACGUAUUAACGAAAAACACCAAUUGCUGCAAAAUUGUAAAAACUUAAAUGUAAAAACAUUGUAUCUCUUUAUGGUAGCAACUAGACUAGCACCUUUUUAUACAAAAACUGAAAGUGGUCAACUUAAAACCCACAUGCUUCAGUUACUAACUCAAUUAAAUAUAUACACUAUAAUUUAUAAUACAGAUAAAUCUACGGAAAUAUGUUUUCCGGAAAACUUCAAUGUUUUUAAAUCUAUGGGUGAUAUGCCAAAAGAGUUAUUUGAACAGAAUAUUAACAAAAUUUUUAUAUCGCUUAGAAAAAAGAGUAAGUUGCCCAUAAGUAGUUUGGUUGCGACUAGUGGAAUUGGAGAAUGUAUUUCUACAGAUCAGUUUGUACAGUAUUACAACAAAACCUUAAACAUGAACAACGAAAACUUUGACAAAAAAGAAAUAUAUAUUAAUAGAACCUUAACAAGAUGUACACUAAAUGAAAGCAUAUUACUUGGCUUAAGUAUUCCAUGCUGUAUUAUUUUCAAUUGUCCUAAAAAUUUGGAAUUAGACAAAAUAAACAAUCGUUUAGAGUUAUAUGAUCAAAAUUUAGAUAUUAAUAAAACAAGUAUUCUUUUGGAGUUGAAAAGAGAAGACGAUGGUUUAAUGGUAUAUACCACGACUUUCCGAUCAAACGUUGACACCUUUUGGAUAACGCAUACAUCACCUUACAGUUUUAACUUAUUUAAAAAAAUUGAACCGUCCAUGAAUAGAAAGUUUUGUAUUUUGCAAUACGAGUUUACCAAACAUUAUGUAAGAUACUUCACCCUAUUAAAUUCAACAAUCAAUGUAGAACAUUUUGAAAAAUAUAUAGAGACUGAUCAAAUUACUGACAACACUUUUAUGGACUUUUGCAGACAAACUCCCAUCAAUAUUAUUUGUAAUAAUGCUGGCACGGGAAAAACUAUGCUUCUUAGGUACCUUUUACAAAACUUUCCACCAGAAGAAUAUGUUAUCUAUAUAGAACUUAGUAAAUGGGCAAAACAAAUAAAACUUUUAAAAACUUUUGAAGAUUUUGUUGCGUUUUUAAAGAAAAAUUUUGUAGAAAAUAUACCCACAGGCAUUCACAAAAUGUCUGAAUAUAUUUUGGAUUGGCACAUUAAGAAUAAUCAAUUAGUUUUACUUCUUGACGAUUUGGAGGAAAUACAAGAAACAUCUGUUUUGGAUAUUUUUAAAACGGCGAUAUACCUUGGAUUACGAUUAUCGAUUGUUGCAAGAUCGCAUCAUAAAAAAAGGUACGAAAAUAUUUUUGGAGUAAUUUCAUUUGAGUUAACUGAGUUCACGGCUAAAGACCAAGAUAGCUUUUUUGUGAAUUUUUUUAGGGAGUAUAAAAUUAAAGAUGCCUCCAAAAGGUUAGAUGAUAUUAAAAGCAAUGUUAGUCUAUUUGAAACGUCAAAUAUUGGAUUAUGCCAACAAACUAUGAUGCUUGCCAAAAUCUUUGAAGAUAACAAAGACGCUCAAGUAAAAUCUACAAUUGAUUUGUAUGAACAAUAUAUCAAUACCGUUUUAAAGAAAUUAACUAAUCUAGAGCCUCAAUUCGUGUAUGAUACUGUUUGCAAAUUAGCAUUAGCAAAUAUUUUUACAGAACGUAUAGUGAAAAAAGCAAUUGAGUGGAGAGAAUUUAUAGUGUAUGUUAAAAUGUUAGACAAAGAAAACAUGAGGAAUUUACUUACAGAGUCUUACGAAGGGUCCCUUCCAGUAUUCAGCCACAAAACUUACGCUGAGUUUCUAGCUGCAAAGUGGCUAAGCGAGCAUUUUAAUCAGAAUACGCGGUUUGAUGUUAAAAUCAUUUAUAAAAAUUUAUAUACAGAGCAAUUGGUAACGGCAAGAUGGUUCCUUGAUACGAUGUUAAUAAAAAAUUUAAACCAUACUAAAAAUAUUCAGUUACCUACCAUUGGUUGUUGCACGUAUUUGUCCGAUAAUAUUGGACGAAAUCAGAUACAUUAUACCAUGAGCUACGGGAAGACAUUUGAUAUUCACACUCAAAUUGAAAAUCCAGAACAAACUACUAUUAUUCGCCGAAGUAAUGAACUGCUUUUAAAGGUAUCCCAAUCAGAACCAACCAAGCUUAAUCAAGAUGAGCCAGAUAUAAAUCUUUCUGCUAACAAUUUACUUGGAGUUUCUAAUAAAAGCUACGAUAUAAACCUAUAUGUUGGCCUUAACCAGUUUCAUAAUACAACAACAUACUUCAGUGAUGAAGAGCCUGUAAAAUUUGUCCUGUAUUUUGACAUCAACAACGUUAAUUCUUCUAACAUAUCUACUAUUUACAAAUUGUUGUUCAAUGAAUGUGAUGAUCUUCUUGGAAAAUCCGCAGUGGAAUAUGCAAUUUUGGCAGGAACUUUAAUAAAUAUCGAAAAAGUGCUAGGUUACAAUAUCGUAUAUACCACAGUUGAUUUUUCCAAUCUAGGCGACGAAAAGUAUUUCAUGUUAUAUUAUUCUGCAAUAAAUGGAUUCAGUAGGAUAAUUAAAAAGCUUCUGACCAUAGACAAUCUUAAGAAUGAUGUAAUAAUGAUAAAAGACUAUUAUACAGAGAUGAGUUUACUACACUUAGCAAUCAAAUAUGGACAAAUGGAAUGUGUUAGGGAAUUUAUUAGUGUUUAUCCAGCGCAUAAGUUUGGGGAAGAUAACGACAAAAAUACGGCACUACAUUUAGCAGCUGAGCAGGCGGAUACUACUAUCUUACGACAAAUUUUAGAAAGCUCACCUCAUACUGUGAACAAUAAAAAUAAAAAUGGUCAAAACGCUUUAUACUGUGCUGUGCAAGCACAGAACAUAGCAGCUGUAGAGAUACUUACAAAACUAGAAGAUAUCGAAAUCGACUGUACUGACAACGAAACAGGAAAUUCCCCAUUCAGUAUAAGUGUUUUAAAUAGGUGUGAGAAAAUAAUGACAAUUCUUUAUGAACAUGGUGCCAACAUAAAUCAUCCUAAUAUUAAAGGAACCACACCCUUACAUUUAGCUGUUAGAGAGAAGAAUGAACAAUUUCUUAACUUAUUGAUUAAUUUAAAUGCAGAGGUAAAUACAACCAAUGAAUAUAAUCUAUCACCGUUAAUGGAUGCUGCCAAAAGACAAUUACCAUUGGUAAAAAUUUUGAUCAAAAAUGACGCUAAUGUUCAACAUAUCGAUCAAAAUGGUUGGACCGUUUUACACCAUGCAGUUAAAUCUAAUAAUACACUAAUAGUAACAUCUAUACUAGAAAAUAAAGUUGAAAUUGAUACUCCUAACAACGAAGGCGAUACAGCUCUAAUGAUAGCAUGCAAGAGUAAUCUUCCUAAAAUGUUUGAACACCUGGUGAUGAAUAAAGCUGACAUUCACAAAUUUAAUAAAAACAAAAUGAGUGUCUUACAUCAUGCCGUAAAAGGUAACAGUAUUCAAAUUGUAAAAUAUUUACUUGAGAUGAAAGUAGAUAUUAAUGCAACAGAUUCUAACGAUCGUACAGCUCUAAUGCUAGCUUGUUUUAACAACUUUGUCGAUAUUGUUAGGUUAUUAGUAAAAUAUAAUGCAAAUAUUCAAUAUACUUCAAAAGACUGGAAAUGUAGUGCUUUAGAUAUAUGUAAGAGGAAGGACCAUUGGGAAUGUUGCAAAAUCCUCAAUGAGGAAUUGAUCAAAAGAAAUUAAAUUAGUUAAAUUAAUUAAGUUAAUUAUUGAUUAAGGAACAACGUAAAUAUGCAACAAAAGUAGUUGAUUUUAAAGUAUUUACAUAAAUUAUCAAAUGUUAACUUUGUUAUUUUAUAAUUUCUUUGGUCUUAAAACAAACUUACUUGGAGACCAAUAUUGAUUUGUAGCAAAAUGUAUUUGUGAAUACUUAAUACUUAAUACACAAAGCGCCAAAAUUAACGCACCACCUUAAAAAUGGGACAUUUUUAAUAUCUCAUAUUGCCUAAACCUGUGGUCCAAUUUUAGUCUUCUUCUUCUUCUUAUACUUGUUGUAGAUCUGUCGAUCUGUUAAUUCCGACGUUGAAGUAUUUCUUGAGAGGUAGACUUCCAGCUAUCUCUCCAUAUUUUUGGUGGUCUCCCCGGUGGACACUUGCCUGCUGGUUUUCCUUCUAGAGCAAUUCUUGGUAGUCUGUGCUCCUCCAUUCUUUUUACAUGACUCAACCAUUCUCUUCGUCUUUGCCUGCCCCAUCUGACUACAUCUUGCACGCCACAUUGUUCCCUGAUGAUGUUGUUUCUUAUUCUAUCUCUUCUUGUCUUCCCUGCUAUUGCUCUUAGUGUCUUUACUUCGACUGUUCGUAGCAUGCUUUUGGUCUUAUUUGUGUCUUCUCUUGAUUCAAUGCCAUAGGUCAUAACAUGUCUGAUGCAAGUUUUACAAAUUAUAACUUUGCUGUCCAUUUUCAUAUAUGGGUUAUUCCAGACCACAUCUCUCAAACAUCCGGAUAAGACAGCGGCCUUGUUAAUUUGUCCUCUUAGGUCUCUGACUGGGUUAUGAUAACUUGAUAACUCUACGCCUAAAUAUUUGAACUGGUUUAGCUGUUCUAUGGGUUUCCCCUCUACCACUAGCUUGCAUCUAAUUGGUUGCGAUUUUAGUGAUUUUUUUAAUAUGUUAUAGCUCUAUUCUUCAGAAAUAUCGACGUUAUAAUAUUGUUGCUAAACAGGUAUGUCUCGUUGUAUACCGGGUGUAAAAAUGAUAGUGUGUUUUAUCCUCAAAGUUUGGAACACCCUGUGGAAUAUUCUAGCGUAUAUAAAAUAUUAAAAUUACAACUCAACUGUAGCCUUAGGCUAUUUUUAAAUUUUGCUUCUUGAUUCAUUCGCUUAUGUUGGAGAAUAAAAAGUUUGAUACUUUAAUAACUAGCAACAUUCUUCAUCAAUACAGGGUGUUUCUAAAUAAGUGCGACAAACUUUAAGGGGUAAUUCUGCAUGAAAAAAUAAUGACCGUUUGCUGUAUAAAUGUAUAAAUGUGUCCGCAAAUGCUUCGUUUCCGAGAUACGGGAUGUAGAAAUUUUUCUUACAAACUGACGAUUUAUUUAUUGAUCUAAAACCGGUUAAGAUAUGCAAAUGGAAUUUGGUAGGUUUUAAGAGGUAGUUAUUGCGCAUUUUUUGGCAUACAAUUAAGAAUUUUAUAUUCACCAUUGGCGUGCAUACGGGUAAUAUGACCGGGUAAUAUGACCUAGAGAUGCAUCAAGUCAAACUAGUUUGAUUUUAUUCAACAAACUUGACUUGACUUGAAAAUCAAACUUUUGUUGUAAAAAAGUUUGACUUGACUUGAUUUCGAUAUCUUUAGGUUUGACUUGAAAUCAAACUUCUUCAAACAGUUUGAAGUUUGAAUAUCAUAUUGGCAACUUAUUUAUUUCCAAUUCUAAUUGAGAGCGUACGGAUUUUGUUGUGACUUAUUUGGAUAGGUCUGAAUCUGUAUUCUGCUAGUCCGCAAAUUAGUUUGUAGUUCAUAUUUAGACGUCCAUAUUUGGCUUGUUUAUUACAUUCGUUUUGAUGUGUGUGGCUUUGGGAGAUAAUAUCUGAACUUGGAUAUUUUUCGGUUCAGAAUAAGUACCAGAACAAAUUAAAGAAGACGAAGAAGAAGAAGAAGAAGAAGGAGAAGAAGAAGACAAAUUGAGUCUGAAGGUAUUUUCACUGCAAAAAUUAAGAGAAACAACCUGUAGUCGAAGCAGUAUUAAUUAAGAAAAAUAAAUAUACUGAUUUAUUUGAUGUUGUGGCAGGUGAUUUCAAAACAAUGAAAAUUGCAAAGUGCAUACAUUCUUCUAUUAUGUAAAAAUAAAGAACAGCGUUAUAAAAUCACAAACAGUGAACUAAUUCUUUAAAAGGACAGCGUCAUGCAUAACUCGACCAAGCGCCAUUUCUUUACAAUCGAGAUAACAGCGGAUUCUGGUGACACAUAGCUAAAACUAUCUUGGAAAAAUCCCUGUUAUUGUCACGUUAACGGUUACUAAGAAAAACAAAAAUAAACCAAGCGACAUUCUGUCUAUUAAGGGUUUUUAGUUUUGCAUAAUAAGACUAUAUUCAUAACUGCCAUUCUUACCUGCCAUUCAUAACUGCCAUAUAUCCAUAACUGCUAUUCAUAACAGUUUCGUAAUUGUAGAGUAAGCAAGCGCCGACUUUGGUCUGUUUAUGCUAAACUAAGCGUUUGGCCAGAAUAACAGUUUUGUCCCUAUUAAUGUACACAUACACAUUAAUUUUAAAGUUGCCGUCAAAAAAUGAUGGAAUUUUUUUAAAGUGAAAAUGUUGUGUUUAUUUAUAAUUAAAUUGAAAAAUACAAAUAAUCUAUAUAAAAUCUUUAUAUUAUGUCUAACGUGCUAUGUACUAAGAAUAUAGUAUAAGUCAUAAAAUGGACCUUUCGGGAUUCUUCUAUAUUUUGAAUGUUUAUUAAUCAUUUCUGUACUAAGAGUAUAAAUCAAUAGCCUGUUUUUCAUGUAUAAAUAUUGAUUUUAUUCCAACAGUACAACUUUUAAUUUCAAAAGUCUGCUUUGUAGGGUGCAGGUCAACUUAUACUGUUAGUACCUACUGCUUUCACUUGCAGCUUGACUUUAGUACACACCACAUGUUACGAGAUUCUGGGGCGUUUGUAUUGAAAAAAUGUAGAUAAUCCAAAUUUGACCAUAAAAUUUCAAGGAAUUAACAUGCUUAAAAAGGGGUUGGUAAGAAAACAGAUUUUUGAGGUUCUUUGUUUCCUUCCUUUUUAACUUUCCUAAACCUUUUUUUAUGACUUUCGUUCUGUGAACGGCAGAAGAACCGUCACGAAGACGGUGCUGGUGUUUAUUGUUAUCGGUUAUAAAAGCAGAAAAUUAUGAAAAUAUGUAGCUAGAUCCCAUUUAAACCAAAAACUGUUCAUUUAGUAUUUUUUUAUUUAAUUUUUUUGUGCGCGCUUAAAAUAGUUUACUGUGAAAGUGUCAGUGUUCUAUUGUACAUUCUAUUGUUAAGCCAAUAACAUGCAUGCGUGAGCCACCAAAAAGUUAUGGGUAAAAACCCUUUAAAAGGUAUAGUUUACACUCAAUUUUCAAUAUGUGAUGUUCAUCCCUCUCAUAUCACAUCCACGUGGGUUAGAGUCCUGUGUUGCCCUGGGUAAUAUUCAGGAAUACUUGCAACAUCCAACUAUUUUAAACAUAAUAUGUAGUAUAAUAUAAGAUCUUAUACCUUUUAAAGGGUUUUUACCCAUAACUUUUGGUGGCUCACGCAUGCCAGUUAUUGGCUUAACACUGAUGAUGGAUUACUUGUUAAUCCGAAAACGUUUUGUUUUGUGAUGUAACCCUUAUUAGGGUCUUUUAAAUAUACCUUUUACGAAGGAUUCUGUAUUUUUUUUUGAUUUAUGCUAUACAACAAGCUACAGGAAUUUUAUUUUCCUCGUGGAUUGUUAAAAAAGUAUAUCUACGAAAUAAAUUAUUUUUCAAACUCUUUCAAACUAGUUUGACAAACAGUUUGAAUUUUCAAACCUGUGCGAUUGACCAGUUUGACUUGACUUGAAUUAUUUGUCAGAAGGAUUGACUUGAGUUUGACUUGAAAUUAAGUCAAACUCAAGUCAAGUUCAAACAUUCAAGUCAAACUUGUGCAACUCUAAUAUGACCCGUAUGCAAGCCAAUGGUGAAUAUAAAAUUCUUAAUUGUACGUCAAAAACUGCGUAAUAACAACCUCUUAAAAUCUACUAAAUUUCAUUUGCAUAUCUCAACCGGUUUUAGAGCAAUAAAUAAAUCGUCAGUUUGUAAUAAAAAAAUCAUCAUCCCGUAUCUCGUAAACGAAGCAUUUGAGGACAUAUGUUUAUAAACAAACUGUCAUUAUUUUUUCAUGCAAAAUUAUACUCCUUAAAGUUAGGUGCACUUAUUUAGAACUACCCUCUAUUGAUGAACAACAUGUCUAGUUGUUAAAGUACCUAACUCUUUUUAUUAUCCAACAUAAGCCAAUGAAUCAAAAAGCAAAAUGUUAAUAAAAUAGCCUAAGGUUACAGUCGGGUUAUAAUUUCAAUAUUUUAUAUACGCUAGAAUAUUCCUCAGGGUGUUCCAAAGUUUAAGGAUAAAACACACUAUCAUUGUUACACCCGGUAUACAAUGACACUUAUCUGUUUAGCAACAAUAUUAUUACAUCGAUAUUCUUAAAGAAUAAAUCUAUAAUAUAUUAAAAGAAUCACUAAAAUCGGACAACAGGUUUAGGAAAUAUGAGACAUUAAAAAUGUCCCGUUUUUAAGGUGGUGCGUUAAUUUUGGCGCUUAGUGUAUUUAAAUACUUAGUAAAUAAAACUACACUUGCGAGAAAAAAAAUCGACUCAAAAGUAAAGUAAGUUAUAUUUUUUGACAACGCUAUUUGGCAAGUAUCUAUCCACAUAUAAGUGGAAGUAAGUUACUGAAGAACAUAACAAAGAUAACUUAAUAUUGUAUGUGAGAAAACAUGUUAUGAAUGAAAGUCAUUAUGUAAUGAACAUAAAAAUAUAUUAACAUAAAAAUCAAAAUAUAUAUAUAGAGUAUUUCCUCCUCUGCGUUAUGUUACAUUUUCCAUGCGAGAUCUUAAGGACCAUUAAGUUUCUGACUGAUUGCUGAAGAGUCGCUUCCCACUAUUUAUCUAAUGCAUAUUUUAGCUCCGCCACUAUCGCUGGUGCUGGAUUAUGAACCCGAACCUUCGGUUUGAGCUUAUCCUGUAUGUGUUCGAUGGGACUCAUGUCCGGACUCAAUGGAGGCCAGUCUAUUGUUGUUAUAUUGGUGUUGGCCAGGUAAUCGUUCAUAAACCGCGCUGCGUGACAUCGAGCGUUAUCAGGCAUUAGCAUGAAGCCGACGCCUAUGUAGCCGACAUAAGAAAAAACAUGGUCUUAGAGAAUACCCGUAAUGUAAUGAUCCGCUGUCAAACUCCCCCCGCGGCCACCACUGGGCACGAACACAAGCUCUGUUUUUCUUAUUAAGAUACACCCCAAACCAUACACGAACCACCUCCAUAGCUCACGGUUUUGACACUACAGCACUGGGCAAAUGAUUCUCCGGGCCUUUGAUAGACACGCCAUCUUCUGUCAUUUCUUUACAAGCACAUUCGACUCUCAUCAGAGAAAAAAACUCUGCUCCAUUGGCCAAGGUCCCUCUAGCAUUCCUCAAGGAUUGUUGGAGCUCAACGCCUGUUAAUCCGGUCAACUUAGACAUCAAAAUGCUUGGCAAAUAACAAAAAUUGCCGGAGAGCCAAAUUUUGGUGGAGAGCUAGGGCAUACCAUAACAAAUAAAGUUUAAAAAGUCCUUAUCGAUCCCAUGUGUGCGUCAAAAGUUAUUCGGGGUCAAAGGUCAAAAUUUGAGAUUUUUUGGAUUUUUUUCGAAAACGGUAAGUUUUAUCAAAAAAAACCCUCAACCCAAAGUUGUAGAUCUUAACAUUCUCUACAAAAAUUGUUCUUACAAUUUUUUCCUAGGAGUUACCAUUCCUGAGAUAUCGCGAUUUUAAAAGUUACUUUAUACAUUAUAUGCACAUAUAAGCCACGUAUACAUAUGUGGCCCUUAAGACAAGUAUAAAUGCCUAUUUGUGUCUCUUUUAUAUAGUAUAUUAUACUAUUCUGAAAAUAUUUCUUCAAAAGGUAAUCAGUCCCAAACUGAAUUUCCUCUAUCCACGUGGCCUUGAAAAACAUUUGGCUAUAGGUACCAUUGUUUAAAAAAAACAGAUUGUCUAUUAUAGGCAAUGGCUACAGUAUUGUCCGUAGGUCUGGUUCAUAAUAUUAUCUGUUUCUCUGGCCUAAGUGUGAUAAGUAAAUGGGUUUACGGAAUGCAUGCAAUGAAUACUGUGUGUGAGGGGUUGCAAGUUCUUGCUAAUGUUCGAAUGGACACAACAGAUCAGCAUGUAGAUGCAAGUGACUCGCGGCUCAUAAAAGAUGCUAAAGAUAUUAAAAAACUUCUAGACUGGUUUUUAUCACAUGAUCCUUUUCCUAAAAUUAAUAAAAUCAUAUCUAUUGCUUCUGGAGUUGUUGGUGAUGAUAAGAUUAAUUGCCAUAAAGCUCGUGAAGUUGGGGUUGCUUCAAUGGCUAAAAUGACAGGUGAAAUAUUUAAUAAUAUAAAAUUAAAACGCUCUGAAAAAGUACUCCCUCUUUUAGCUGCGAGUAGCACCGUGAAAGUUCACGAAGAAGAAGUAGCUAUAGAUCCUGUAUUAUUAUUUCAACGCAUGAGUAUCACUGAAGCUUUUGAGGAUGAGAUUGAAAAAUUUUUUGAGUAUGAAUUAGCUCCUUACCCCUUAUCACUUUUCGAUGCAGCUGGAAUGCGUAAAACAACAAAGUCAGAAUUAUGAUUGAGAAAGCAAAUUUAUGAUUGCUUUGAAUCAGUCAAUACUGAGGUUGAUCGUAGAAACGCUACUUACACUAUUGAUGGAGGGUACCUACUACAUCACGUUGUGUGGGAUCGAGAAGAAACCUUUAGCGUUAUUUUUGAUAAAUAUGUUCAGUAUCUACGCAGACAUUACGGGCUUACAGUGACAGUGGUAUUUGACGGCUACAAUGACUUGACAAAGAAUAUUAAAGCUGCAGAACAACGUCGUCGAACUACAAAAACAUCAUCGGGUUCCGAGAUUAUCUUUGAUGAAAAUAUAACAGUUCCAGCGAAUCAACAACAAUUUUUCGCCAAUAUUAAUAAUAAAUCUCGUUUCAUUUCCAUGUUAACUGACAAAUUAACAGCUGCGAAUAUUGAAGUGAAGCAAGUUAAAAAUGACGCAGAUGUCCUUAUAAUUGAGACAGCAAUUGAAAAAUUUAAGGCAACAAACACAACAAUUGUAGUUGGUGAAGAUGUUGAUUUGUUGAUACUGAUUACUGCAAGGACUCCAGUAGAUAAAGUUAUUUAUUUUCUGAAACCUGGAAGGGCUCAACAGCGAACAGAGAUAUAUUCUUCGAAUAGUUUAUCGGCUUAUCCCAAAUGCCAAAAGUACGUUUUAUUUUUACAUGCGAUAACUGGCUGCGACACUACGUCCGCAAUGUACAGAAGGGGCAAAACGUCAGUACUUAAAUUAUUCGAAAAAAAAAAGAUUUGACUGACUGCUGUAAAGUUUUUAUAGAACUUGAUUCUACACCGCAAACAAUAAUUACGGAAGGAAUUCGCUUUCUUCUUGCGGUUUAUGGAGCUCCAAAAAAAUUAUUUGUCUUGAUAAAUACCGAUACUUAACUUUUGUAAAAAAUACGCGAAACAAAAAACAAGUACAACUAUAAUGGCUUCCUCCAACAUCAGCAUAUGCUUUUCAACAUUUGUAUCGAGUAUAUUAUCAAGUUCAAACAUGGCUAGGCAAUGAACUGAAUCCAGAAGACUGGGGUUGGAAAUUAAUAGAUAAUACUCUGGAACCGAUUAAAACCUUACUCCCACCUGCUCCAGAAAAACUCCUUAACACUAUUUUUUGGAAUUGCAAAAAAGGUUGCAGUGCCAAAUGUGGAUGUAAAAAAGUCGGGUUGCUGUGUUCUCUAGUGUGUACCAACUGCCAAGGUCAGUCUUGCUCAAAUGUCCAGUUUAGUACAACAGAGGAAGACUCCUGUGAUUUUAAUGAAGAGACCAAUGAUUCAGUCACAUUUGAACAAUUUUUGAACAUCCAGCAAGAGGAAGAGGAAGAAGAUGAAAUCGAAGAAUACUUGACUGUUGAAGUAGACUUUCAAGAAUAUGAAUCUGAUUAAAAUAUCUAAAGAAAUCAAAACAAUAGUUAACCUAAUAAUCAAUAGCAAUAUCAAUAAUCAAUAUCAAUAAUAAGGUAAUAUCUAGAACUUGACCGGUAUUGUUUCCUUAAAUUAUCCUAAAAUUGUCAAAACAGUUAGUGGAGUAGGCCUACAGGGGAAACCAAGGUAAAAAAAAACGCGCCGAGUACACUACCUCACAGGUGGUGUGGAAACGUGUGCAUAUCAUGUAUAAUGUGACUCUUUGAAUCGCGAUAUCUCAGGAAUGGCAACUUUUAGGAAAAAAUAGUAAGGACUAUUUUUGUAGAGAAUUUUAAGAUCUACAACUUUGGUUUAAGGUUUUUUUUGAUAAAACUUACCGUUUUCGAAAAAAAUCCAAAAAAUCUCAAAUUUUGACCUUUGACCCCCAAUAACUUUUGACGCACACAUGGGAUCGAUGGGGACUUUUUAAACUUUAUUUGUUAUGGUAUAGCCUAGCUCUCCACCAAAAUUUGGCUCUCCGGCAAUUUCUGUUAUUUGAAAUGUCUAUAUAGACCGGGUUAUGUCUCGUGCCGAUUCCGCAAGCAGUUCAGGAGAAUGAAUCAAUCAUCCCUCUCUGUCAUUGAACUUCUUCGAUCCAAACUUGGUCGUCUACUGUAGUUACUGUUACCGGUCUCCUGGUAUCGACGGUAAGCCUGUGAGACACGUUUCCACAAUUUUACAACAAGUUGCCAAUUUGCGAAAGACAAUUAUAUUUUGGAAGCUCUAUGAUAGACAAUAUUUUUUGUAUUAGUUGUUUUAAUUCAAAGAACGCAACAUGAAAUAACUAAGCAUAAACUACAAUUCAUUGAGUCAGUCGAUUUUUUUGCUCGCAAGUGUAGUAGAAUACGUAAAUGGCUCUCAUGAUCCAUUAAACGAGGAAAGUACAUAAAUAAAAUAGUUAGUUGUAUUUCUUAAAAUGUAACAUAGGUUUAUCUUUGCUAGUGGGGUUAAAAAAUUAUUUGUAAUAAUUGAUCUCUUUCUACCAAGUCAAUUUUGUCACAGUAAUAAUGGCAAGAGGGAAUUCAUUAAGAGGCAACAGUAGCAAUCAACAGGUAGCAACAAACGCGGUCCAAGAUUGCGGCUGUAAUUUUGAAUAUUUUGUAGAGAUAUUUGGCACACAUAUUCGUAAAAUAUAAUAAAGGAUGGUGGUACAGAGGCCAAUUUGACAAAUAUAUUAGUAUGUGGAAAUUACUCUGUAAUUAAAUACAAUAUUAAAAAAACGAGCCUGUACCGCCCUUGGCACACGAAAUAGAUAAUAACACCCAUUACUUUACCCGUGAGUAAUGGUUCAUUACUCACUGGCUGAAGUUACUCACGGGUUGAAGUUAGAUUCAAGUGUUGCAUGGCACUUUUAAUAUACCUACUAGCAAAUAAAAUUACUUAAACUUGUUUAUUUAAUAAAAUAAUCUAGGGGAGUGCAUAUAGAUUUUCACUUCGGAAAAAAUCAAACCAGAUAGAACUUUUGUAAUUUUAUUAAGAAAUGUUUAACAAACAACAUCAAAAAGUUCUAUUCGAGAAGUGGGUGCUUCAUUUUUUAUUAAACAAAUGAACUACGAAAUUAGAUGUUUUUUUUAAAUAACUCCGAAAAUAUAAAUUUUAGAAAAAUUGAUGACUUGACCAUUGAAAAACUCAGAAAAUUUUACAAAAAAAAAACUUUUACAAAGAAUUCUCUAAAAUUAAAUCUGUACCUUCUAUAAUUUUUUAUUUAUAACGUCAAAGUCACCCUUCUCACAAACAUUGGCUCACUGUAAACUAGCGUUCGGCAAAGUGUACGGUUGAGUUAUUUUAAUGUAUUUCUUUAACUAAUGGAUCAAAUAAAGUUUUACAAAUUGAACAUGAAACAGAAAAAUUAAGCUAUCUUAUGGUUAUUAUAGAAAGAAAUAAAAUGUAUGGACAUAAGUAUGGUGUGGGCGGACGGUGAGCCUUACAUAAAUUUUGUUUAAAAAUGAUUUAUAAAUGUGUAACUAAUACAAUUUUUCUUAUAAAACUCUCAAUUUUGCACAACUUACCUUUUAACCAUCUUACUAAAUGAUGUUUCACUCAAAAAAAAAUCUCAAAAAUUUAAUUCAAAUGAUGACAUCUCAAAAAAUGUAAUUUUUUAAAUCUUCGUAGUUUUAUAGAAUUACCACCAAUUUAAGACGGUAUUACUCAAGUUUAAACAGAUUUAUUACAGUUUUAUAGGUGCUUUUUAAAGGUUAGGGUGUAAUCUUUAAAAUGCACUAAAUUAUUUUACUUUAGAAAUAAAAUAAACUAUUUCUUUUUAAGAAAAUUAAGAAAAAUAACAAACAUGUAAUACAAAAACCGAAAAUUACCAGCUUAAAAAAAAGGUUAUACUAAGUGAUCAAAACUUUUUUCGGUAAAACUUACCUAAAAUACAUUUAAUAAUAAGCUUCAACAAUAAUAAUUGUUAAGCAAAAAAUUUUUUUAACUCUAUAUAGUUAGUAUGUCUGCGUAACUUGGAACCUAUUGACAACUUUUUUAUUAUCAGUUUUACGAAAAAAAGUUAUCCUUUAUAAAAUACUCUGCAUCAUAUAUAAUCUAAGAUGCAAUCUACAAGUAUCAAAUUUAAUUAGUGUUAUACGAGGUAUGUCAAAAAAUAUGAAUUUCCCUCAAGAGUAAAGUAGGUACCUUUACAUUUCACAAUAUCGAAAAUUGUUAUUAAGAAAAGUUGUUUGGAAUUAAAAAAAAAUGUUUUAGUGUUUAAUUACAUCCUUCUAAUUAAAAUAUUGUGAAUAACAAAGGCACUUAACUCUUAAGAAACAUUCAUAUUUUUUACAUACCUCGUAUAAAAUUAAAAAAGUUUGAUAUCUGAUGGUUGUAUAUUAGUUUUUGGACCAGGAAAAGAAUUUUAUGAAGAAUAACUUUUUCUCGUAAAGGUGAUAAUAAAAUAGUUAUUAUAAUUGUAAUAAAAUGAUGAUGACUACCUUUCCGUAAUUUGAGCAAAAAUUGAAUUUUUUUCGAUUAGAAUGAUGUAAUUGUAUAUUUAGACAUAUUUUCUAAUUUAUGACAACUUUUCAUAAUAGCAUUUUUUGAUAUUCUGGAACAAAAAGGUACUUUACUCUUUAACGAAAUUCAUAUUUUUGACAUAACUCGUAUAAAAUUGAUAAAAUUUGAUAUCUGAUGGUUGAGUUUUAGAUUUUUGACUAUCCAGAGCAUUUUAUUAAGAAUAACUUUUUUUCGUAACAUUUAUAAUAAAAAAGUUUUCUAUGUGGUUGCUAGCUACGCAGACACACUCUGUAAGAGCUUCUGUAUAAGAAUUUUCAAAUUGCAAUGCCAUAUUCUUAAAAAGAUAUUUUUAAAAUUAUUUAUACAAAAAAAUUGUUAUUGUUUAAAUAACUAAUAAACAAUUAGCGGCCAAAUCUGCGAGUAGAACUUUUUAUUUUAACAUGUAUAUAAACUAAUAAAAAAAGUUUUAGAAACAUAUAAUAGGUCUGGAUCCCGCGUAUGAAAAAAAAGUUGAUUAAUAGCAAGCUGAAAAUUUGUUAAUAGCUUAAGGGUGUCUAGUCGGAUAAACUUUGAUAUAUGGGAACACUGUAACAGGGGCAGUUUUAAUUGUGGAACAGGUUAAAAAUUUGGAACGGUCAGAACACGAAAAUGGCACAUUUAUUUUGUCCGACAGAACAGACAUAAACUCUCCGAACAGAGAUUAAACUCUCAUGCAAAAAUCAGACUGCUAUUUAUCACCUGUCAUAAUUCCUGUCAUUUGACAUAUUCUACAUGUUCCACUCAUUAAAACGCCAAUUUGGUGAUAAAUAGCAGUCUGAUUUUUGCAUGGGAGUUUAAUCUCUGUUCGGAGAGUUUAAGUCUGUUCUGUCGGACAAAAUACAUGUGCCGUUUUCGUGGUCUGACCGUUCCAAAUUUUUAACCUGUUCCACAGUUAAAACUUCCCCUGUUCCAGUGUUCCCAUAUAUUAAUGUUUGUCCGACUAGACACCCUUAACCUAAUAACAAAUUUUCAGCUUGCUAUUAAUCAACUUCUUUUUCAUACGCGGGAUCCAGACCUAUAAGCUUGUUUGAAUUAUUCCGAAACAAUGCAUGUUUUCGUUCUAAUUGCACUCCCCUAAUCAUUGUAAUUUAUAUCAACAAUUAAAUUCGAAAAAUGUUUAAAUGUUUAACGGAUUUUUAAUGUAACAAUGGGUUAGUAUAUUUUUUACGUUUAAAUUUCAACAUUUGACAUUUUAAGAUUAACGUUAAUAAAAGGUAAAUAUAAACAAUCGCUAUUAAUUCCGUAAAAGGGCUUACGGAUAUGAAAUUUAUAUCAAUGAAUUAUGUUUUACUUACUGUUGAUUGUACAAUAAAUUUUUAUUGAGACCACACGUUAUUUUUCGUGUAAUUGCCUUAAAAUGUGUCUUAUUUUUAACAGCCACCGCCAUUAAAUGAGACUAAUGUCAACUGUUUCAUUGUUUCAUAAGCUUAAAGAGAGUAAUUCUAACAGUGUUGCAUUAGUUAUAUAAAAUAUGUUUUCUUAUGAAAGUGCAUCUUUUUGUUUUUCUUAAUGGCAUGGUAACUAUUUGGAAUUAGCCGGUUUUGUCACUUUGUUUGAUCUAAUGUGUUAAAUAAAUAUACUAUAGAGUGUAUUCAUUAUUAACAUUUUCAUUAUUAUCUCAUAUUUGUGUUUAAUUGCUUAAUUUGAUUUUUAUUGUAGAUAUUGUCAAAAAAAAAAAACUACUGGUUUGUGGCGAAUAAAAAAAGAAUGCCUAUUUUAUUUUCGUCUAUGUUAUUCAUCAUCUUCUUAUGUUUAUUUAUAUCAUUAUUAUCUUGGGUAGUGAUAAAAAUUAUUCGCUUUAAAAAUUACAGGCUAUUUUAAAUAUGAAUUAAAUAUCGAAGAUACACACUGGUUACUUCUUUCAAUUUAAUUUGAUUGAUUUUUUAAUCAUUUAUAAGAUUUAAAAUAAUAAAAGAUAAAAAGUUGGAGAUUAAAAAAAUAAAAGAAGUUCUCACUGGUAGAGAUUCAAACUCAUUCACGGUCAAUGUAAAAAAUAAAUAGACUCUAAGAGAGCUGCAGUUUUUAGUAACGUCGAUCUAAAGGACUUUAUUAUAACUGUUAUAUGAAUGAAUGUAUAUGUUAUAUGUAUAUGAAAAUAAAAUUGCUGUUUUUAUUA
Molecule: messenger RNA, 17797 nt
Organism: Diabrotica virgifera virgifera (western corn rootworm)
Lineage: Eukaryota; Metazoa; Arthropoda; Insecta; Coleoptera; Chrysomelidae
Exons: 3
Coding region: 127-4752 (1541 amino acids)
Molecular function (GO): protein binding
Source: RefSeq, a predicted model, not a curated record